Molecule: messenger RNA, 2367 nt
Organism: Dujonia railenensis
Lineage: Eukaryota; Fungi; Ascomycota; Pichiomycetes; Serinales; Debaryomycetaceae
Source: the annotation of a GenBank genome assembly
AUGCCAAACCCGUCUUCAUUGUUUCCUGACAGCUCCAAUUCACUGGAGGUUCAAGAUAUUCUAUUUGGUAGGUCAUCCAAUCGAUCACUUGGAGGGAAUUUGCAUGAUCUAUCUGAAGCUCAAAUAUCAAAACUUAUACAUUUAAAAUUUGAUAACAAUCCUAUAACCUUAAUACGACAAUUAUCUAGUGAUUUGACGUCUAAAGAGCGAGAUUUGAUUUUAUUGAGAAAAGAAAAAUUUGCUCGAGAGCAAUUACUAUUGAAACUUUUAAGCGAGUAUGGGAAUUUGUCCAGCUUAGAAAUAGAUCAGAAAUUAAACACUCUAAAGAUAGACAACAAUGCGGAUAAUGUUUUACACGAUUUGAUUGAGAGUGCUAUGGAUGAGCACUUGAAUCCGGAAUCAAAUCCUAGUAUAAACAAUAGAAUGAGUAUCAAACCUACUGAGCUGUAUCGAUUGAGGCUGAAACUGGACCAAUUGCGGCUGCCACCUGAACGAACCUCUCAAGUGACCUCUCCGAUAGAAGUGUUAAGUAAUACCAGCAGCAACAGUACUACCCACAACCAUAGUCAUAAUAAUAAUAGUAAUAAUAAUAAUAAUAAUAAUAGAUCGUCGUCUUGGUUGGGUAACUGGUUCAACCAUAACGAUGGUUCCAAUGAAAAUUUACCAGGUACACAAGGUAGACCACAAUCUAAAUCCUUCAGUCUACAGAUUGGCCCGUUUGGUUCGACAAGUUCGCUUUCUUCAAGUAAUACUGGUAAUGGCGUUAACUCUGGUGGGGGAAAUGGUGCAGAGAGUUCAAAGGUCCCUGUCGAACUUGAUAGCAUAAAAGUAAGGCGCCCCUACGAAGACAGAACCCCACUUUCAGCUGGCGUUGAUAAAUUUGGCUUUUUCAAUGAUAUGCCCAAAGAAGCUCAAAAGAGCAAUGAAUUGCUUAGCGAUGAAGAAGAGGGCGAAGAAGAAGAAGAAGAAGAAGAUGAUGACUAUGACGCCAAUACCAGUGGUAUUUCAGAAUCUAAGCCAUUUAUAUCCACAUUGGUCGAGACUAAUGAUCUUGAAGCGAAUGGUACUUAUUUAUCAACUUCGAAAGCGAAGAAUACGGUUACAAGUCUUGACACUCUUAAACAAUUGAGUAGAAUGCAUGAUGAGAAAUCAAAGCAAUAUGAAGAUGAGUGGGAGACAUUCUUCAAAAGUUUGCAAAGAGAUUACUAUUACAGCAGUAAUAAGAAUAAGGUCAAAAUUGAAAAUAUCCCCGAAAAGGACCAGAACAACACCUUCAACUCUUUAUAUUCUUCAGCGAAUGAAAUAUUUGGAUUGAAAGGUUUGAAUUUGAUAAAACUUGAGAAGAUUAUCAACAAGCAACAACCCCACCAUCACGUAGGACACGUUCCCUUAUCAAGUGAUAUAAAUUCUACUUCCUAUUUCAAGAAGCUACAUAAGCUAAUUCAAAAAAUGGGAAUCCCCCCUAAAUAUAGAUCACAAUUAUGGUUCGAGUUAUCGGGAUCCAAAAAUUUGAAAGUUCCUGGAGAAUUUGAUAGACUCUAUAAUUUAUCGAUUUCAAGUGUAAAUGAUCCACUAAUUGAGUCAAACAUAAACCAGGUUAACCUUGAUUUGCACAGGACAAUGCCCUCCAAUAUUUAUUUCAAUGAUGUUGUUAAUUCACAGCCUGGACCCAACUACUAUAGGUUACAGAAAAUUUUGUAUGCAUUUGUUGUCUAUAAGCCAAAAAUUGGCUAUUGUCAAGGAAUGAAUAAAAUCAUUAGUAAUUUAUUACUAGGAGGUGGAGCUACAGCGGCUUCCAAUAAUGAAGAAGACGAGAAAUGGAGCGUAAAUUUGACAGAAGAGGAUAUCUUUUGGAUCUUUGUUGGCUUCAUUGACGAAUUAUUACCGACGUACCUGAAGGAUUUUAAAGAUUACAACUUCUUUGAUAACAAGUCGUUACUUUAUAUUGGAAUUGAUCAAAAAAUAUUGUCAGAUGUGUAUUUCCCACGGUUUUUGCCUAACUUAAGAAAACACUUCAAAACUUUGAAUAUUCAAAUUGAGUACAUCACUUUGAACUGGUGGGUACUGAUAUUCACCGAAAAUUGCUUGCCGAUUGAAAUAUGGAUCAAGUUCUUUGACAAUUUUUUGGUAAGUUUAAAUGUGGAAAUUCUAUUCUUUCUGAUUAGUCUAUCAUUAUUUAAGAAUUUUGAAAAGCUCUUGCUAAGUAUUUCAAAUGCAGAUGAUAUAUAUUUGAUAAUGAAGAACUUAAACCAAAAUAACUCCACCAAGAGUAAUUUGAAAUAUUCUGAAUUAAUGCAAUUAUCAAAGAGUUUUGAAAAGAAGAUAGAUGGGCAGGAGAUCGAGAGCUUGAGGAUGAUGUACGGUUAA